Molecule: messenger RNA, 1929 nt
Organism: Zea mays
Lineage: Eukaryota; Viridiplantae; Streptophyta; Magnoliopsida; Poales; Poaceae
Exons: 7
Coding region: 731-1405 (224 amino acids)
Source: RefSeq, marked validated
GAAUUAUGCAUCACAGCUUGGGUUGUCUCCAAUAGCUGUAUUGUUGAUCGAUCUGUUUUUUAUCUAUGUUGUGUUAUACUUCAUUUUGGCAGAAGCACACCCAGGAAAUAAUAUUAUUGGAGUUCUUCUAGGAUCUGAGAGCAAUACCCAGAAGAGACUACAUGAAGUAUGAUUUAUUCAUGGAUAUAUAUAUAUGGGUAAAGAUUCUGGCCUGCAUACCUCUAGGCAUGCCUACUGAGAGGAGCUGGAGGAAGUUCUUCGGAUUGUUAAACCACAACAUUUCUUGCCUAUUCAUGGAGAACUCCUAUUUCUCAAAGAACAUGAAUCACUUGGAAGAUCAACUGGCAUACGACACACAACUGUAAUAAAAAAUGGAGAAAUGCUUGGUGUAUCGCAUCUAAGAAACAGAAGACUUUUGUCCAAUGGGUUUGUUUCAUUAGGGAAGGAGGAUCUUCAGCUCAUGUAUAGUGAUGGUGAUAAGGCUUUUGGUACAUCCACUGAUCUCUGCAUUGAUGAGAGACUAAGAAUCGCAUCUGAUGGCAUUAUUUUUGUCAGCAUGGAGAUCUUUCGACCUCAGAAGGAACAUGGUUUAGCGUAGACUGGUUUGAAAGGAAAAUUUAAGAUUACUACAAGAUGUCUAUGGCUUGAUAAUGGAAGAUUGUUGGACGCACUCUACAAAGCAGCUCAUGUUGCAUUGUCAAGCUGUCCUGUGAAUUGUCCACUUAGUCACAUGGAGAGGAUGGUAGCUGAAAUCUUGAGGAAAAUGGUACGGAAGUAUAGUGGGAAGAGGCCUGACAUCAUUGCGGUUGCUAUGGAGAACACCACAGCAAGUUUCUCAGAACACCUCGAUGCUAAAUCAUCUGGAAAUUUUGAACCUUCCUCAGCUACUAGCCAUCUGAGCAGGAGUCCAGCUAUGAGUCUUGAAGGCAGUUAUAAAACACACCCAGACAACCUAGAGGUGGAUGCUAAAGAAACCCUUCCUGAGGCCACGAGAACAGCACCGGAUGAUGCAACCACAAGUUCCAAUGGUGAAGCAUUCUUCUCUUCAGAUUUACAUCAGCCUAAAACAUUAGAGUACUUAUGGGAGUCAUUCAAAUCUCCUACAGCUGUUAAAAUUGCACGGAUUGUCAAUGGGGGGAAGAAGCACAAUCUCGGCAAGAUUGGCAUAAUGGGUAAGGACUCAGCAAUCCAGUCAGCUCCCGCUCCAGCUAAAUCUUCAAAAAAGAACAAGUGGAAACCUGAGGAAAUCAAGAGCUUAAUACAGAUGCGUGGCGAGAUGAAUGGGAGAUUUCAGAGCGUGAAAGGAAGAAUGGUCCUGUGGGAGGAGAUUUUUGACAACAUGUUGAAGCAAGGAAUAAGUCGUACUCUGGCACAGUGCAAAUCGCUUUGGACAUCGUUAGUUUAGAAAUACGAUGUUAGGGACAAAUUCUGUUUCUUCCGAGUUCUAAAAACCCACCACCGGAAAGCAAGUACAGAAGAAUGUUUUGCUCCAUCUGUAGAACGAAGCAAGAUAGCUUCAGAUUGCGGUUGCAAUGUCUGACAGCGGUAAUUUCUCUGUCGUUGGCAGGAAAGCAAGAAGGACGUGGAGAGCAUGAAGACGUGGCCAUAUUUCUCGGCCAUGGAUAGGAUCCUAUCGCAGCAAGGGGAAAGCUGGGAAUGCUUUCAAACUGCAGAUGAACAGGAUAUGAAGGCAGCCUUGUUCCAAAAGCAGUCUUUUGGUGAUGUACAUGGAGCUUUUGCAUAGAGUAGUUUAUGUGGCAGUUAUUCAAUAAUUUUCAUCUGGUGGAUGUAUAGGGUUCGUAUAGCAACAUUUCCUUGUAGAAAGUUGAAGUUGUAUAUCGAGGGUGGAUUUACCUGUGUUUAUCUUUUCGGCCCCAAGCCUCUGGAAGCUGUGAACCAUAGCCUCAUAAAAUAUGCCUGUUGUUGAUU